CGUGUCUGCAGCGGGAGUGGAAAGACCCUGAAGGUCAGGCCUGGCAGUUUGGACAUGCAGCAAACAGAUGAUGAUGAUGAUGAUGGUGGUUGCAUCAAGCUGUGAAGGAACAGCUUGAUGCAAUCGAGCAGCGGGCAGCACAUGGAGGCGCAACCAACCACGUGCUGGAGAAAAUAGUAGCCCAUCUGAAGUGGCAGAGCACAAACCUUGAGGCCUUUCCCAGAACUGGAGGGAACAUCAUGAGUACAGUGACGGGAGCGAACUAGCGUGUAGUGUUUGUCAGCCCAGAAAACUUCAACCAGCUAUGUCUACAUUUUUAUGGGUUUGUUUAUUAUCUUUCCUCCGAGAACAAGUCUGCACUUUCAGCGCCUGAGGAUUUACUUCAGUAAUCGAGUAUGGAUGGAAGCUGCCGAAAAGGUAGACAGGCGAUGCUGAAAACUGGAAAAAGAAUGCCAUGUGAGUGCACCUUCAAGCUCCCCUUGCUUCAACGUGGAAGUUGUGCCAUUCCUAAAGAGGCUCCAGUUGACUUCGGUCACCUUGUCCCGAUCCGCGCGAGUCCCACUUUGGGCACUGACAAUCAUCCUCGCAGAAUUCGCGUCAUCCGAAUAACGCGAAUUCUGCGAAGAAUGUUCAUGAUUUAUUGUUGAUUGAUUUAUCAUGCCUUUGCUCAACUCUCCACUCUUUCCAUUCCCUUCAGAAGUUUUGGCACUUGCUCCAUGAACAACGAUUCGAAUCGUAUACUAUCAUUCUGAAUCAACAGGUAGCCAUGAAUAUAUACACACACAGUGGCAACUUGCCAAGUGCAUCCUCGAACAGUGCCCAGCCACUUGGUGCCCUCGAGUGCAAGACUUCUCUCGAGAGCAUCAACUCGUCCAGCUGGUGCACUUCCCAAUAUGUGCCCUGCUGAUAAACCCUGAAUUCCAGUUAUUCCGGUCCAAGUGAUUGCAUGUCCUCUUACUUGAUCCAGCGUUGACGCUCUUAUAUGUGAUUAAUCAAACAUUAGUUUAAGCGCGUCUUUGUGUGUGAUGGAGAAAAAAAUAGACCAAAAAACGAGGAGAAGAGUUGCGAGCACAUGAGUCUUUGAUUAUGAAGACCACACUUGUGCACGAAAGAUUUUUAUUCAGACCUCAGAUGUGGAACAAGGAUCUUAAUUCGCCAUGAGUGCAUCUUGUCGCC
Messenger RNA from Marchantia polymorpha subsp. ruderalis, 1176 nucleotides. The record is from the annotation of a GenBank genome assembly. NCBI's taxonomy places the organism in Eukaryota, Viridiplantae, Streptophyta, Marchantiopsida, Marchantiales, Marchantiaceae.